AUGGAAUGGAUGUGCUAUACAUUUUCAAUAGUAAUCUUCCUGAUGGCCAUACUAUUCAAUACAGUCAUAUUGAAUAUGAUUGUCAAAAAAGGCCUAAAAACUACAACAUAUCAAUUGAUAAUCAAUCAGAUCGUCGCUGAGUUAGUAUUCAGUGUACUGGCCAUCAGUCGUAGCAUUAUAUGUAACGUAUAUUUAGUCAAUAGGUCGCCAGUAUUUUUAGCCUACGGGUGCGGAGUACUUAUAUCAGUAAACGACUCGACACUGUAUGUGUCAGCCUUUUCGAUGAUAGCCAUUGCCUAUGAACGGUACCGCAAAAUAUAUCGACCAAUGAGUUCGGAGCUACGAAUACGGCAAUGGAUUGUCAGCAUCUGGUCGCUGGCCAUCGGGUUAUCGCUAUUUAAUAACAUUAAUCGCCAGAACAUAAUAUUUUUCGGUACAAACCUCAUCUACCGGUGCCGAGUACUGUUCAACACUGAUAUUACAUUUUUCGAAAAACGCUAUAACUAUGCGGUAGUGUUUUCAGUGUGUUGUGUCGGCACUUUAAUAACAACCGCUUAUCUAUACUAUCGGGUUAUCCAAAAAAUAAGAGAUCGACAACUAGUGGGCAAUACUGUUAUCGCUCGACGAGCGGAAACACUGAUAAAAAACAAACGGCGAACUAUUGAUAUGUUGUUGGGUAUAGUCAUCUGGUAUGUGACGGUCACUACACCCUACUAUUUGUUUAUAUUUUACGAAACAUUCAUAAAAAUGGUUGAUCCGCGCGAAGACUGUCGCCGAGAGGAGAGCGCAUCCAUCUAUAAGUUCCUGUUUAUCGGUUUCUUCUAUUUCGGCAGUCUUUGUGUUAAUCCAAUCCUUAUCUGUUGGUAUAAUCAUGACUUUCGUAACGAAAUAUGGCGUAUAUUUGGUUUGGAUAAAUUCCGGACUACCGGUUCCGAUAUGAACUCAGAAACCACUUCAUCAUAA
Molecule: messenger RNA, 963 nt
Organism: Oppia nitens
Lineage: Eukaryota; Metazoa; Arthropoda; Arachnida; Sarcoptiformes; Oppiidae
Product: G-protein coupled receptor 83-like
Exons: 1
Coding region: 1-963 (320 amino acids)
Biological process (GO): neuropeptide signaling pathway
Cellular component (GO): membrane
Molecular function (GO): neuropeptide receptor activity
Source: RefSeq, a predicted model, not a curated record